Scomber japonicus (chub mackerel) is the source of this 6116-nucleotide messenger RNA. Its product is annotated as roundabout homolog 1-like. Gene Ontology annotation, biological process: axon midline choice point recognition; cell-cell adhesion; Roundabout signaling pathway. Gene Ontology annotation, molecular function: axon guidance receptor activity; protein binding. The record is from RefSeq and is a predicted model, not a curated record. NCBI's taxonomy places the organism in Eukaryota, Metazoa, Chordata, Actinopteri, Scombriformes, Scombridae. The coding region runs from base 425 to 5077 and encodes 1550 amino acids. The transcript is spliced from 30 exons. Gene Ontology annotation, cellular component: axon; plasma membrane.
GUACGCAUUUAAACCAUUAAAGUGACUGCAACCGGACGCUACUCUUUGGAUUCUUGCACUUUUAUUCAGUUGCGGAAAGCUUCUUUUUAAGUGGAACUAACAGUGAAACUGAUCACCGAUGAAUUCCGCGAAGUUAUCAGCAUUUGGAAGUGAGGAGUUCACCGGGAGUGGAGAAAAUCCAAGUAGUGUUGAGUGUGUUACUUCUCGACCGCAACGAUGCCUCCGACUGAUCUGAACUUUGAUUAAAUAGAAAACCACCCUCUGAGGAGCUGUUCUGAACAUUAUUAUAUGUUUUAUUGCGGAGUUCAGCAACUCUCCCAUCAUCCUGAUUAGCGGCUUUGCAGCAGAAGUUGUGAUUUAGAUGAAAUAGACAAAACAAAGCGCAUUCUAAGUGUGGAUUUACACCGUUUCCAGCUCCUCUUGAAUGAUGCCUGCCUGUUUCACGGGAAUUUACUGUCUACUGGCAUUUCUACACAUUUGUUCAGGGUCUCGUCUGCGGCAGGAAGACUUCCCUCCCCGCAUUGUUGAGCACCCUUCUGACCUCAUUGUGUCCAAGGGGGAACCGGCCACUCUCAACUGUAAGGCAGAGGGACGUCCAACCCCCACAGUGGAAUGGUACAAAGAUGGGGAGCGAGUUGAGACGGACCGUGACAACCCCCGUUCCCACCGUAUGCUGCUGCCCAGCGGCUCACUCUUCUUCCUACGCAUCGUCCACGGACGAAGGAGCAAGCCCGAUGAUGGCAGCUAUGUCUGUGUGGCCCGAAACUACCUGGGCCAGGCCAUCAGUCACAAUGCAUCUCUGGAAGUAGCCAUUUUACGUGACGACUUCAGACAGAACCCAGUAGACGUUAUGGUUGCGGUGGGUGAGCCCGCAGUGCUGGAGUGCCAACCACCCCGUGGGCACCCCGAACCCACAAUCUCCUGGAGGAAAGAUGGUUCCAACUUAGAUGACAGAGAUGAACGCAUUACUAUUCGCAGUGGCAAGCUGAUGAUAACCAACAUCCGCAAGAGUGAUGCUGGGAAGUACAUCUGUGUUGGAACUAACAUGGUGGGAGAAAGGGAGAGCGAGAUUGCUGAACUCACUGUGCUAGAGCGCCCGACCUUUGUGAAACGGCCCAGCAGUGUGGUGGUGUUGGCAGACGAGAGCGUGGAGUUCCACUGUGCAGUUCAAGGAGACCCUGUUCCCACUGUCCGCUGGAGGAAAGAUGAUUCUGAACUGCCUAAGGGCAGGUUUGAAAUCCAAGAGGACCAUACCUUGAUUGUUCGCCAAGUGACCUCCUCAGAUGAGGGCUCCUAUACGUGUGUGGUGGAGAACAUGGUUGGGAAGUCUGAAGCAUCCGCCACGCUCACUGUACACGUCAACACUGUGCCUCCAGCUUUUGCCAUACGCCCCAGGAACCAGGUGGCGUCAGUGGGCAGGACGGUCACCUUCCAGUGUGAGGCCACUGGUAACCCACAGCCUGCUAUCUUCUGGCAGAGGGAGGGCAGUGAGAGUCUCUUGUUCUCUUACCAGCCGCCACAGCCCUUCAGCCGUCUGUCUGUCUCCCAGAUGGGUAGUUUGACCAUUACUGAUGUUCAGCGCUCUGAUGGUGGCUUCUACAGCUGCCAGGCUCUCAACAUCGCUGGCAGUGUUAUUACCAAAGCACUGCUGGAGGUUACAGACUCGGCUGGGUCAGACCACCCUCCUCCUGUGAUUAGACAGGGACCAAUCAAUCAGACUGUUCCUGUGGACAGCACUGUGGUGUUAGGUUGCCAAACUGCAGGCACUCCACCUCCUACAGUCCAAUGGAAGAAGGAUGGUGUGGUGGUGUCUCCAGUGGACUCCCGCAUGUCCAUAUCAGACACAGGAUCAUUGGAGAUUCGCUACACCAAGCUGGGAGACACAGGCUUCUACACUUGUUUAGCUUCUAGUCCCAAUGGAGAGGCCUCCUGGACAUCAUACUUACAAGUUGAAGAGUUUGGAGUUGUUGUGCAGUCCAGUCACCCUACAGACCCGAACCUGAUGCCCAGCGCUCCAUCUAAACCUGAGGUGACUGACAUCUCGCGUACCUCUGUCACUCUAUUGUGGAAAUCCAACCCAAAUUCAGGAGCACCUACAUCCUACAUAAUCGAGGCAUUCAGUUAUACAUUGGGCAGCAGAUGGGUGACCCUAGCUGAGCAUGUGAAAACACAGACCUUUGUCCUGAGGAACCUAAAGCCUGCAACUGUCUACCUCUUCAUGGUCAGAGCAGUGAAUGCUUAUGGCCUCAGUGACCCCAGUACAAUCUCUGAUGCGGUCAGAACACAAGACAGCACUUCCACCAUGCAGGGAGUGGAUCAUCGUCACAUCCAGAGGGAGCUGGGAGAAGUUGUGAUCCACCUGCACACACCAACUGUCCUGUCCUCUUCUGCUGUCAGGGUGCACUGGAUGGUCGAGCAGCAAUCUCCAUACAUCCAGGGUUACAAGGUGCUGUACAGGGCGUCUGCUGAUCAUGGGCAGCCUGAGGGGCACUGGAGUGUUGUGGAGGUACACACCCCGCAGGAGGACGGGCUGGUUAUCGGUCAGCUCAAGAGGGGAUCCAUCUAUGAGUUCAAAGUGCGCCCCUUCUUUGAUGAAUUCCAGGGAGCUGACAGUGAUGUGAAAGUAGUCAGGACAUUGGAAGAAGCCCCUAGUAGAGCACCCCAGGGUGUUACAGUGACAAAGAGUGAUGCCAAUGGGACUGCCAUCCUCGUUACUUGGAAACCACCUCCAGAACUGGAAGAGGGUGGAGUCAUCCAGGAGUACAAAAUUUGGUGCCUGGGUAAUGAGAGUCGGUAUCAUGUGAACCAAUCGGUCGAUGGCUCCACCUUCUCUGUGCUCAUUCCCAGUCUGGCACCAGGAAUUCGCUACAGUGUAGAGGUUGCGGCUAGCAAUGGUGCUGGGCCUGGUGUCAGGAGUGAUGUCACUUUCUUUCAAUUAGACUCUGCAGGCCAGAUGAUGGAUAUCAGUGAGGAAAGAGACACAUUGUCUCAGAUCUCAGACGUAGUGAGGCAGCCAGCAUUUAUUGCUGGCAUUGGCGCCACCUGCUGGUUGGUCCUCAUGAUUUUCAGUGUAUGGCUGUAUCGUCACCGCAAGAAGAGAAGUGGCCUCAGCAGCACAUACACUGGCAUCCGCAAGGUCCCAUCAUUCACCUUCACACCUACAGUUGCAUAUCAAAGAGGAGAAUCUGUGUGCGGUGCUGGCAGACCUGGCCUUCUCAGCAUGGGGGAACCUCUGAACCAGCUGUGGCUGCCAGAAAAUUGGCCAAAUGCAUGUGCCAAUCACAAGGACUGUAGCAUCAACUGCUGCAAUAAUGGCAAUGGCACCAGUGACAGUAACAUGACAACAUACAGCCGACCAGCUGACUGCAUCGCUAACUACGGAAACCAUCCAGAAAACAAACAGAUUGGUUCUGAGACGGCUAUUUACAGUGAUGUGAACCUCUCCAACAAGCUGAACGAGAUUAAAACAUUCAACAACUCCAGUUUGUGCUAUGCAAGUCCAGGCGGAGAUUCAGCAGCCACAUAUGAACCCAUCCCAUAUGCCACCACACAACUCAUUCAGGCCAGUAUUAAGAAUAAAGCAGCCAGUGGGGGUGCUAUCGUAGAGCCUCUGGACAUGCCCUGCUGGAAACCUCCCAACCCCCCUCCAAUACCAAAAGAGAUGGUAGCACAGAUGCAGUACAACAUAAUGGAGCAAAAUAUGCUAAAUAAAGAUCAUCUGCAAGGGGGUGAAGGAAUGAUCCAUCCUAAAACUAUCCCCUACAACCAGACCCGUGAUCACAGCACUGGAGGCUCACACCACAGCUCAGACAGAGGCAGCAACAGCACCUCAGGCAGUCAAAAUCAAAGGAGGGGACCGCGGGCCCCAAAGACACCAAAACAUAAUGCAGCGAGCUGGGGAGAAGCUCUGUCUCCUCCCCAUGCUAAUGCCUGGAACUGUGAUGAAUAUAGCCUACCCAUGGAAAAGAGUUUUGAUCCAGAGGAGAGAAUAGAAAGCUGUCCGACUCCACCAGUUAGAGGAGCAGCCUCAUCUGCUACUGAAGUGCCCUAUAGUCACCCAACUACCACAAUAACGCAGGGAGACCUGAGCUUGCGUGAUGGAACUGAGCAUGUCAGUCAGCACAUCUCCAGCCACCAGCACCCUCUUUCCCCAACACACACCUACAGCUCCAUACCCCUCUGCAUGGAUACCGAUGGACAGGAAGAGGACGAUGAGGAGGCAGAGGAAGAGACAGACACAGAGUUGGCAGAAAGUCACUACAGCCAACACCACAAGCAGCAGAAGCACAAACACCAGCUGCAUCACCCCUCUCAACACAAGCUGCUCCUCCACGGGCUGGAGCAGACCCCAGCCUCCAGCAUCGGGGAUCUGGACAGAUCAGUCACAGGGUCCAUGGUUAACAGCUGGGGCUCGGCAUCGGAGGAUAACAUCUCAUCAGGCAGGUCCAGCAUUGUCAGCACUUCAGAAGGAUCCUUCUUUACAGACGGCGAUUUCAACCAGGCAGUAGCAUCUUCGCGGGAUAUUGUAGGCCUGCGCAUGUGUAGAUACCCAGACGAGUCAGGCCGGCGGCAUCAGCGACCCAGCAGCCCCAUGUCCACAGACAGCAACAUGAGUCCUGCAAUAACACAUAAAAGACCUAGGAGGCAUAAACAGAACCAGUCUGGUCAACAGGGCUACCAACCCAAAGACGUCUUUAAUGAUGACUCCUGCAUGCCUCUGAAUUUCACCAGCCAAAUGUCCCAUGGUGACUAUAAAGUGAGGGGGGCCACGCUGCCUCGGAUGGGCUCUGGGGAGGGCCGGGGUCGACGAGGCAGCGCUGGGACUCACAGGGUCAGGGAGGGUACGCUUGAGCAGAGAGAGAGUCAGGACAGGCACAAGACUCCAUUAGGAGGGAAAGGAGGCAGCAAAGGCAGACAGCACUCAGAAUUAGGUGACGUUCUUCUGUAUAGUCGUCCAUCUUUCCCAUCGGGUCAACCUCUGAGGGAGGCUGAUGAUCCUAAUUCAUCCAGCUUUACAUCAUGUGGAGACUCAAGGACCAAACAGGGAGGACAGGUGGCACCUACAGGACAAGUGUAGGACUUCCUGAAAAGCUGAGAAGCAACGUGAGCACAAGAAUAUCCUACAGUUGCUUCACACGAAGGACAAUGACCCUUUCGAUAUGGAAGAAGACUCCAAAAAAAUACUGCACAAUACAUGCUAUUAUUUUCUACUUCAAAUUUCUCAUUAGGUGUUGGAAAAAAAGGAAAAAAAAAGUGCUCUCAUGUUCAAGUCAAUGAACUUCAAUUUGAUGCACUGCUUAUUGUUAGCUUUUUGGGUGACCAGCUUCCACGAGCCUGAACAGCAGGUCGCUCAGUAAAGUAAGAUGAAUGCACAUUUUUGGCGGUUGUGAGUGUCUACAAAAAUAAUGUCCCUGACAACUGCUUCAUGCGAUCCAUAUUAUGAUCUUUGCUUGUCAGUUGUCUUGUUCUUUUACUGUAAUUGAUAUUGAGUCUUUUCCAGCCAUCUUGUAAAUUGUUUACUGCCACAGAAGUGCUUGAAAUUCAAAUUUUAUAUAACAGUGUUAAUGUUUUCUAAGUGAUGUACAUCUUGUCUUUGUAUUAUUUGUUCUACUUUGGUUAUAAAAGCACAAUCACUUAAUUUUAUUAUUAUUAUAUGAAUUUCAGUCUGGAGGAAGUCUUUUGGAGUCUUGUUAAUCAUUUCAUCAGUUCACUUCAGACUGAGAAAAAUGAUUGUUGAUUGUGAUUGUGCAUUCAGUUGCGUACAUUUUGAGCUGCUUUCAUUCAGAUUUGAAAUAUCUGUUGUGUGUACUGAGAGAAUUGCAUGCAGAUUCACCUGUAGGAGUUUUGACAUAUUGACUGCUUUGUCCUCUCUUUGGGAUGAUGAAAACUCUGGUCAUGGACUGGUUCCAUUUAUUGUUUUCUCCAAUUAAUCCAUUUCAUCUACGUCCGUGUUUGCUUAACCUUGGCCAUAACUUCUGGUGCAGGGUUGGACAGUAUGCCCAAAUGAUCAAAUUACUCAAUAUGAAUCUCUAACUGACCUAAAGUCACUGUAGCAAUUUCCAAUAAAUGAACUGCCUGAAUACCAUACAAUGAAACUGAGAAUAACUACAGCAAUC